AUGCCGUGGUCCCCCCUCCCACGCAUCGCCUUCGCCAUCGCCAUACACCCCUUCAACCCCAGCACACGCGACGACCUCCCCCUCGAGCUCGGCGACGAGCUCUACAUCAUCGAGUCGUGCUCAAACUCCCAAUGGUACCGGGGCUACCUCGUCGCGCCGCCGUCGCUCCUGGCGGGCCUGACCAGCAGCAAAGGUGCGACGCUCGAGGCCCGCGUCUUCAGCGGCAUCUUCCCGGCGGCCUGCGUCGACAUAAAGGAGUACCUGACCACGGAGGUGCCCAUCCUGCCUGAGGACGCAAUGGGGGAGGACCACCACCAGCAGCAGCACCACCACCACCAGAGUGCGAGGGGGAGUCGGGAGCUCGAAGACGACGACAACGAAGAUGACGACGACGAGUAUGAGUACGACCAGGAGGGCACGGUGGACGGGAGCACGGGGUUUAGGUACUACAGCGACGGCGUGGAGGUCAACGGACACUCGCUCCCUGCCCCGCCGGGCGGCCGCCGCCAGAAAGAGGAGGGGAAGAACGUGGCGAGGACCAUGUCGGGCAAGUCGCGACGGCGGAAGCAGUCCGUGUCAACGCCGACGAAUCGGCAGUCGGCCAUGACGCUCCCGCCGCGGCGGGACAGGGAUCGACCACGCCCUGCGGCUCCGGUGCCGAUGCUGAAGGUUGGCGAUGAGACGUCGAGCUUUGAGAGCGAGCCAUUGGUGGAUGAGAUUGCGUCCUGCCUGAGAGAGUGGCAUGCGGCGAACCUGCAUGAGCUUCUCCUGAAUAGGCAAUACCCGCUGCUUGACGAGAUCUCGGGGUUGAUCCAUACGCUGGACCUGAGUAGGCGGCAACUGCUCCAUGGCGUGCUGACAAAGAGUGAGCUUGUGGAAACGCGGGAGCGCACUGUGUGGGCGCUCGUAAAGGGGAAUAAGAUCCUCUCGAGGGAAAUCAUAGUGCGAGAUCCGGCGUCGGGGAGGAUACUAACUGGCGAUGACAGCAGCGUCGAGAUUACGAGCCUGCAGUCGCAGAUGUCACUUUUGGAUGCGCCGCCGGCCCACGCGAACGACGGAGUCGCGCUGCAUCAUCUACUAUUAGAACACAAGUCGUUUGUGGGCAUUACUACGGAGCCUGUCACGCUGGUAUUUUACCUGGCGACAAAGGCGAAUGUACCGGUAUCGGAGAGCUUCAUGAUAGAGCUGGGGCCCGGGGGAGUCCCGACAGAUGGCCAGCUCGGGAGGAUGCAGACUCUAUUUACCGAUUUGAGCUCGAGGGAUGCUGCGGAGGAUGUGUUUUUGGUGGUUAGGAUAUAUACGACUGUCACGGUGGUUUCUCCGCCGGGGCCACAGCUCCAAAAUAAGGGCAAUGGCUUUGAGAAUACGCAGGGGAUCAAGGCGGCACACACAAUCAGCACGUCGACCGUAUCUCCGUCGAAAGAGGACAAGAAGCUGAAAGGCCGAGUCAGCGUGCUAUUUAACCCGCGACCGAACCCACGACCCAAGACCGGCGAGAAGGGGCAGAGGGAGCUCGGCGGAGUUCCAGAGGCCUCGCCGGUGAUGCAGAGGAGGCAUACUAAUGAUGAGAAUAUGUCACCCAUCACGUCUCCGAUCAUGACAGAUGCACCCCCGAUCCCGGCAUUGCCUCGGAGAUUCUCGUUCAAGAAGGCCUUGGGAGUCGGUGUCCUCGAUGUAGGCAAGUUUGUAAAGCAGGAUCAGGGCACAGAGCAGGUAAUGCGGAUAUAUGUCCCCACUGGCUCCGCCGGAUCAACACCUACAUCCACAUCAGCAGGCAGCGGCGGUCCGACGGGCGAGAAGAACGACGCUAGCAGCGACCGAAGCGGCAGCGGAGGUAGAAAGAGAGAUAACAGUAACUCCUCCAACCAUGACAAUGAGGACUGGGACCGUCUUAUCAAGGACGUAAUUGAGUCAAAGACCGGGAAAUAUGAGAAAUCUGCCCGUGCAGACCGUUUGCAUCUAUACCUUCGCCCAUUCGCAGCGGCAGACGCAGACGUGCUAGUAAAGAACACGCCGACACUACUCCAUAACAUCAACUGCGCGCAAAAAAUUGGAUUUUCAGGGGCACCGACGAGGCCAAGGAGCGACAUCUAUGUAACGUUAGACAGCGCAAUGCUUCCCCGACAUGGCAUGCUCCUUCACCCGAAAUUAGGCAGCUGCGCGCUUCCGCCCGCGAGUUACUUCAACUCUCUCCAGGUAUCACUCGAAGUGCGCCGCCCCAACGGCGAGCAGAUCAAAGACUGUAUCUUCGCCGCUAGCAACACCCCCGCCCUCACGGUCUGGAAGAGUGUUGUUGUCAACCGUGAAGAGAGUUGGAACGAGACAAUUAAGCUUGUUCUUGAUGAUGAGGACGUGCCAAACGCACACGUAUUUAUGACGGUCAGCGGGGUGCCGAAUGCGCCUACUGCGCUGGCGUGGCUGCCGCUGUGGGAGCAGGAGGCGUUCCUGAGGGAUGGAGAUUACUCGCUGCUGCUACAUAAGUAUGAUGACUGGACGAGCUCGCCGAUUAGCACCAGCUCGGGCGGCGGCAAUGGAUAUCUUUCGCAGCCAUGGACUCCCGGGGAUGAGGGCUGGGCGGCGGCACUGAGUAUGGGUGGGGUAGCGAGCUCAAUAAAGUGGAAGAAUAUGAAGCAGGAAGAGGUUGUAGCUGUGCUCAAGAAGAUGGUCUUUGUGCCCGAGAUGGAAGUGGUAAAGCUGUUAAAGGAAGUGUUUGACGCACUGUUUGGCGUGCUCGUAGAGUAUGCAAAGGAGAACGAGGUCGAGGACCUGGUGUUUAAUGCCUUGAUCACAGUGCUGGGUAUUGUCUAUGACCGCCGUUUCCACCUCGAGCCCAUGGUGGACGAGUACGCCGAGCAGCACUUCGACUAUCCCCUCUCCGGGCCCUGCCUCCUCCGCUCCUUCGCCCGCCUGCUCCAAGACCCCACAAACAGCGAGAUCUCCCGCCGGCUCCGCAGUACCUUCAAGGUCGGCCGCCACGUCUUCCGCUUCAUCGUCAAAGCGCGGGAAAAGCAGCUCGCGAAAGAGGCAGGACUGGGCCUCAACGGCAACAGCGGCUUCAUCAAAGAGCUCCACGGCAUCUUCAAGCUCCUGGAAAACCUCAUGCGCAAUAACGCACCCAUGCUUGUUGGGUCGCAGACGCUCGCGGUGCAGCACUUUCAUCUGUGGCUGCCGGAGCUGGCGACGACAAUGAUGACGCGCGAGGAGAUCCUGCUGCUCGCUAUCGACUUUAUGGAUGCGUGUGCGGAUGUCAAGGGGAAGCUGAUCCUGUUCAAGCUCGUGCUGAUCAUCAACUACUCGCGCUCGCAGCUCUUCUCCAUGCCAGAGGACCGACGGGCACUGACGCUGAAUACCGUACGAUGGCUUGCCCCGCACUGGGGGAAGACGGACGACGUGAGUAGGCAGUGGAGGGACCAGGUGCGGCUGUGUUGUAGUGUGCUUGCAUGCCAGGUCGAGGAGCUCGGCGAGGAGGUCUCGGAGUACAUCCCGAAGAUCAUUGACUCCUACUGCGCCAUCCAGGCCACGGGCCGCCACGAGAGAGAGACGUUCUCGCUGCUGUUUCCUAGGACGUAUCCAUUCCCGACGAAGAGCAUCCCCGACAGACCUGUAUUUGACGAGGCGCUGAUUGAGCUUGCGGCGAUACUGGCGGCCGUGUCGAGCAUCCCCACGGGCCUGCAUCUGGACCUCUCGGAGGAGGAGCUGGCAAAAUUCCUGAUGGACGAUCUGCAGGUGCAUCUGAGUAUCCUCUCGUGCGAGGCGUUCCCGGAGAGCUGGCUGAGCGUGCACAUCUACCAGCACCGCUCCACGCUGCGGACCCUCGAGACACUGGCGGGGGUGCUGGUGGAUACGUUUUUGCCUGAUCCGGACGAUGCGGAGCGGUUCAACACGGAGCUGUGGCAAGGGUUCUUUAACACGCUGCUGACGCUCGUGGGGUCGGACGCGUUGGCGCUCGAGACCUUCCCGGAGCAGAAGCGGCGCGCGGUGUGGAAAGUUGCUGGCGAUGUGCGGGAACAAGGCGCGGAUCUACUAAGGAGGACGUGGGAGAGUAUUGGGUGGGAGACGAGCGAUGAGGAUCGCAGGCGCUUCGGCAUCGAGAAGAUGGGCGGGUACCAGGUGCAGUAUGUGCCUGGGCUUGUUGCGCCGAUCGUGGAGUUGUGCUUGAGCGUGCAUGAAGGAUUGAGGAGCGUUGCGGUGGAGGUGUUGCAGACGAUGGUGGUGUCGGAGUGGACGCUGAGCCAGGAUUUGAGUGUGAUUCAGGCGGAAAUGAUUGAUAGCCUGGAUAGGUUGUUCAAGUCGAAACGCCUCACGGAGAGUAUUACGCAGAAGCUUUUUAUCGCCGACUUGAUUGAUCUGUUCCAGCCGUUAUCGCGAAUCCCGGAUGAUCCAUUGACAGUCAAGGUCCACUCGCUGCUGCACACGAUCGAUGAGUUCCUGGACCUUCUGGUGGCGGUGCAUAACACCCCGCUCGGUGAGGCAUACCAUAUCAUGGAUACGCUGCGGUUGAUGGAGUUCCUGAAGGAUAUGCGGAAGGAGGAUAUGUUCAUUCGCUACGUGCACCAGCUCGUCAUCAUACAGCUCGACGCCCAGAACUACGUAGAGGCCGGGCUCUCACUAAAGCUACACGCUGACCUGUACGCAUGGGACACAAACGAGAAGGUCCCUGCGCUUGUCGACCCCCCCUUCCCGGAGCAGAGUGCCUUUGAGAGGAGGGAGGCGCUGUUCCUGGAGAUGAUCAAGCAUUUCGAGGACGGGUACUCGUGGGAGAAUGCGCUGGAUACUUACAAGGAGCUUGCAGACCAGUACGAGAAUGUGCUCUACGACUAUGCAAAGCUCGGAAAGUGCCAUCGUGCCAUGGCAAAGAUCCACGAAGACAUCCUGCAAGGGUCUGGUGACGGAUACAAUCCGAGGUUCUUCAGGGUUGCGUACCUGGGUCUUGGAUUCCCACUUGGGCUACGGGAUAGGCAGUUUAUUGUGCAAGGCAAUCACUGGGAGGGUCUCGAUGCGUUCACAGACCGUAUACAGAUGCAGCACCCGGCCGCAAAGAUUGUAAGCAGCGUAGCGAUCGACUCUGUCGAAGGCCAGUUCAUCCACAUCACCUCCGUCGAGCCCGAACACGACAUCGGCCACCCCGUGUUCCAGCGCUGCAAGGUCCCGCCCAACACGCGCGAGUUCCUGCUGCAGCGGCGGCCGAGGAGCUUUAGCUUUGCGGUGCCGCUGUCGAGCAGCGCUGCGGGUCGCGUGGGCAUGUGGACGGAGAAGACAAUCUACAACACGUCCGAGCGCUUCCCGACGAUACUGCGGCGCAGCGAGAUUGUGGGCGUGGCCACGUGCACCGUGGGACCCGUCGAGAAUGCGAUCCAGGCUGUGAUGAUGAAGACAAAGGAGCUGAGCGUGGUGGAGAAGCGCUUCGCGGAGAUCAAGAGCGGGACUGGCAGUGCGGGGGGUGAUGGGGCCGGCGGGGUGGCGCAGCUCAGUAUGAUCUUGACGGGCGAGGUGGAUGGCGGGGUGAGCUCUUAUAGGGAGCUGUUGAGUGAUGAGAGUGUGGAUCCCGCGCUGAGGAAUGCGCUGAGGAUGGCGAUGCUGGAUUAUGUGGCGACACUGAAGAAGUGUUUGGCCGUGCAUGGGCGGUUAGUUGGUGCAUCUGGAGGAGGGGCACAGGGCGGUGGGAAGGGCUUGCAUGAAGGGCUGUUGCGAUUCUUUGAGAAGAACUACAAGCGUGAACUCGCAGCCCUCGCACCACCCCCGAUACAGAUCAAACCCCCAAUCAGCCCCGGCCAAUGGAAAGCACCACUACACUCUCCCUCAACACCAACACCAAUACCACUCAAGCAGCACCACAAGCGCCCCACCCCACUCUCCAACCCCUCCCACGGCAUGCCACUCCCCUUCUCCCUCCCGCAGCUGCAAACAUCCCUCCUAGACGCCGACACCAUGAGCGUCGACUCGGUCAGCGUCGACGCCGUCAGUGUCGUCGGCAGCACCCAUCGCGGCCGCCUCGCCAGCAUGAUCUUCGGCGGCGGCCACGGCAAGGGCGACGGCAUCGUCGCGAGCGUCACCGCAACCGCCACAACCGGCGUCAACAUGAACGGCAACGGCACAUACCACUACACCAAGGCACCGCCGAUCCCGGAGGAGCCGCGGAGCAGGACGCGGAGCGAGUCGGUGUCGACGCGCAACACGAGCACGAGCAGGGGGAGGGAUAGGAGUAAGUCGCUGCGCAGGCGGAGGCCUACGGCCGACUCGCUGGAUGAGCUGAAUGAUGUGGAGUCGAGCCCGGGUGGGAAGGGAAGGCCGAGUACGAGCAGCACGCGGCCGCCGAGGAGUAGUGGGAGUGGCGUGGUGAACUCGAUGGAGCGCGGGGUGGGGAGUGUGAAGAAGCGCUUUAGUAUGUUGAAGCUGAGGGGGAAGGGGAGUAAGGGUGACGUGAAGGGGAAUCCAAAGUUUGGGGAGAGCGUCAGUGAAGUGGGGAGUGUGGCUGAGGAAGAGUAG
This is a messenger RNA of Morchella sextelata, 6486 nucleotides long. RefSeq lists its product as uncharacterized. Gene Ontology annotation, biological process: small GTPase-mediated signal transduction. The transcript is spliced from 5 exons. Gene Ontology annotation, cellular component: plasma membrane; cytoplasm. NCBI's taxonomy places the organism in Eukaryota, Fungi, Ascomycota, Pezizomycetes, Pezizales, Morchellaceae. The coding region runs from base 1 to 6486 and encodes 2161 amino acids. The record is from RefSeq and is a predicted model, not a curated record. Gene Ontology annotation, molecular function: guanyl-nucleotide exchange factor activity; small GTPase binding.